UUUCAAGCGUGCCGUAGGGUAAGGGGUUUGCUACACCAAAUCCAAACGCAGCGAACUCGAUACUAAUCCUAGAGAGAGAAACAUCAACCUAGCACGCUACGGUCACUUCUCGCUCCUAAACAGAAUUUUAUUGCUGGUUACCUUCCUAUGGCUGCCACAGCAACUGCGUCUUCGGUGGGUCCCCGAUAUGCUCCCGCGGACCCAACACUCCCUAAACCAUGGCGGGGUCUUGUGGAUGGCAAGACUGGGUAUCUUUACUUUUGGAAUCCGGAGACUAAUGUCACCCAGUAUGAGAGGCCUUCGAGCUCAGCUGCCCCGCCAAAGUCAUCUUCAGUGCCUAGUUCUUCUGUCCAUGUUCAACAAUCAUCUCAAGGGCAGCAACGUGGUCGCAGUCCUGAUUUGAAUGAUAGGUAUGAUAGAAAUGGCAUUGGUGGGUCAAAUGAAGCUGGAUCACGGAACCAUCAGAGUUCUAAAGGUGGAAGUAGUAGUUCUCAUAAUGUUCCAAAUGACAUGCAUUUUGCUGGAAAUGUUAGUUCUUCUAUCAGAGGUAAUGGGUCAUCAGAUGCAGGAGUAUCUCCAGAGUCUUAUCGACGUCGGCAUGAAAUAAGUGUUUCUGGAGAUAAUGUGCCUCCACCUCUUACAUCAUUUGGGUCUACUGGCCUUCCAUCUGAGAUUCUUAAAGAGGUACAAAAUGCUGGGUUCUCAGCCCCAACUCCUAUUCAGGCACAGUCAUGGCCCAUUGCUCUUCAAAGUAAAGAUAUAGUUGCCAUUGCUAAAACAGGUUCAGGGAAAACCUUGGGGUAUUUAAUCCCAGCUUUUAUUCACCUCAAGCGCUGUGGUAAUAACUCCAAAUUGGGCCCCAGUGUAUUGGUACUUUCACCAACAAGGGAGUUGGCAACACAGAUACAAGAUGAAGCUGUGAAGUUUGGGAAAUCAUCGAGAAUUUCUUGUGUGUGUUUAUAUGGAGGAGCACCAAAGGGUCCUCAAUUGAGAGACAUUGACCGUGGAGCAGAUAUUGUGGUAGCCACCCCUGGUCGCUUGAAUGAUAUUCUUGAGAUGAGGAGAAUAAGUCUUCAUCAGAUCUCUUACCUUGUGCUUGACGAGGCUGACAGGAUGCUAGACAUGGGUUUUGAACCUCAAAUUAGGAAGAUUGUGAAUGAGGUGCCUACUCGCAGGCAAACUCUCAUGUUUACUGCAACAUGGCCUAAGGAGGUUAGGAAAAUUGCAGCUGAUCUGCUGAUCAAUCCUGUCCAGGUGAACAUUGGCAAUGUAGAUGAACUUGUUGCUAACAAGUCCAUUACGCAGCAUGUGGAAAUAUUAGCAUCAAUGGAGAAACACAAACGUCUAGAACAUAUUUUGCGGUCACAAGAUCAAGGAUCAAAGAUAAUUAUUUUUUGUUCUACCAAGAAAAUGUGUGAUCAACUUGCCCGGAAUCUUACACGCCAAUUUGGAGCUGCUGCUAUUCAUGGGGAUAAAUCCCAGGCUGAGAGGGAUCACGUGUUGAACCAGUUUCGAACUGGGAGGUCUCCUGUGCUUGUAGCCACAGAUGUUGCAGCCCGAGGACUGGACAUCAAAGACAUUAGGGUGGUUGUCAACUAUGACUUCCCUACAGGAGUGGAAGAUUAUGUUCACAGGAUUGGAAGGACUGGGAGGGCUGGAGCCACUGGUUUAGCUUAUACUUUCUUUGGGGACCAGGAUGCUAAAUAUGCUUCAGAUCUCAUCAAAGUCUUGGAAGGUGCAAACCAGCGGGUCCCUCCAGAACUUCGUGAAAUGUCAUUGCGGGGUGGUGGGAUGAGCAGACCCAGAAGAUGGGGUUCUGGUGGCCGUGGGGGACGUGGUGACUCUGGAUUUGGUGGAAGGGGUAGUGAUGCAGGAUAUGGUGGAAGAGGUAGUGAUUCAAAUUAUGGUGGAAGGGGUGGGCGGGGGACUGCUGCUUCUGGCAGAGGUGGAGACCGUGGGUUUGACUAUGACUCUCAGAGGAAUGAUCGUGGUCGAAGCCCUGACAGGGGAUCUAGUUGGAGUGAUCGCUACAAAAACAUUAACCGUGAUCGCAGUCGUAGUCCUGACAGGGCUGCACCGCCACAGAAUUCCCAAGUCAGCUUUCACAAAGCAAUGAUGGAACGCAUUGGACGGGAUAGUGAUCGCAACAAGAACAUUAAUAGGGACCGAAGCCGCAGUCCUAGCCCUUACAGACAGGAGAGGGCCCCAGCAGUUCGUGAACGUUCCCCAGUUUACAGUUUUCAUCGAACAAUGAUGGUACAAGGUCAGUCAUCCCCUUCAACUCAACGGCAGCCUCACCUAAGCUCACCAUCCUCUCCCGGUGGUGGUCGGUCUAACAAUAGUCCUAAGAAAGAGCAGGCAGGAUCUUUGGGUGAUGGAAGGAAUGGUGGAUCUCAUUCUUUCUACAAUGGAGAAGAGGAGGAAGGGAUGAUUCCUGAUGAAGAAGGAAUGAUAGGUCAGGAUGAUGGCUUAUAUCAAAGUGUGGAUUAGAAUUUUGGUUAGUUCCUGCCGACCACCCAAGGUUUAUAUAUGUUAAAGGUUGUUUUGGUAUACUUUAGCUAGUGGAAGGGCAUCGUUGCUUGAACAUGGGCGACUUAGGAUCUGGUAGUGGAAUUCGGUAGUGGAAUUCAUGGCAAAUGUAUGUAAUAUCUCGAGGGGCUGAGUAGAAGCCUGGAAAUGGCAUAGAUGAAGAACCUAGGAACUAAUAUUGUGGGUUUUUUUUUGUUAUUUUGGUAAACGUCAAGAGGUAAUAUUGAGCUAGGUUCACAGUUCCCCCACAAUCAGAACAGAAGUUAUUCUGCCGCUAAAAAUGUCUUAUUCCUUGUUCUUAUAUUAAAUAGCAUUAUUUGUUCUGGGGAAAGUAGGCAUCGAACAUACAUGACACGUUCGAUUCAUUGAGUGAGAACCUGCCUCUUUAGGCUGCCGUUCUAGUAGAACGUAGCUGUUUUUGUGUUUGUAAUCUGUGGUGAACUGGUGUUGAACUUUUUCUUGUUUCAUUAAAUCCAUUACUAAUUCG
Messenger RNA from Gastrolobium bilobum, 3016 nucleotides. Its product is annotated as DEAD-box ATP-dependent RNA helicase 46-like. Gene Ontology annotation, cellular component: nucleus; ribonucleoprotein complex; cytoplasm. Bases 148 to 2490 code for a protein of 780 amino acids. Gene Ontology annotation, molecular function: protein binding; RNA helicase activity; ATP binding. The record is from RefSeq and is a predicted model, not a curated record. The transcript is spliced from 9 exons. NCBI's taxonomy places the organism in Eukaryota, Viridiplantae, Streptophyta, Magnoliopsida, Fabales, Fabaceae.